Molecule: messenger RNA, 1035 nt
Organism: Helianthus annuus (common sunflower)
Lineage: Eukaryota; Viridiplantae; Streptophyta; Magnoliopsida; Asterales; Asteraceae
Product: aldehyde oxidase GLOX1
Exons: 2
Coding region: 1-1035 (344 amino acids)
Source: RefSeq, a predicted model, not a curated record
AUGUCUACAAGUGAGAGCACUCCUAGUUUGCCUUUUUUGGUUGAAACAAAUGAUCCUCAAGCUGAGAAUAACUUAUAUCCAUUUGUAUUUCUCUAUCCUGAUGGCAAUCUCUUCAUUUUUGCCAACAAUCGUGCCAUUUUGUUUGACUACUCAAAGAACCUUGUUCUGAAGACAUACCCAACAAUGCCCGGUGGUCAACCACGGAGUUACCCAAGCACGGGAUCCGCGGUACUACUCCCUUUACGGAUAAAAGGUGAGACCGUAAAUGAGGUUGAAGUGUUGGUUUGUGGAGGUGCACCAAAAGGAGCAUUUGUUAAUGCGAAUAAGGGGAUAUUUGAUGGGGCAUUGGACACAUGUGGGCGGAUCAAAAUAUCUGACCCUAACCCCCAAUGGUUCAUGGAGACCAUGCCUCUGGCUCGCGUCAUGGGUGACAUGUUGUUGCUACCCAAUGGCCAUGUUUUGAUCAUCAAUGGAGCAUCAGCAGGGGUUGCCGGGUGGGAACUUGGGAGGAACCCAGUUCUAAGCCCAGUAGCAUACCGACCUGAUAACCAAGUAGGCUCUCGAUUUGAGGUGCAAAAUCCAAGCACCAUUCCUAGAGUUUACCAUUCCACAACAGUUCUUUUACGAGACGGGCGUGUUCUUGUUGGUGGAAGUAAUCCUCAUGAUAAAUAUGAAUUUUCAAACGUUCUUUACCCAACUGAACUUAGCUUGGAGACGUUCUCUCCUUCUUACUUGGAUUCAAACUCUUCUGGAUUACGCCCGAAAAUAAUCUUGCCUGUAACAAACAGCGUUGUGGAUCUAAGCUCCGUCUCUGUAACAAUGGUGGCACCUUCAUUUAACACACAUUCCUUUUCAAUGAACCAAAGGUUGCUGGUACUCGAUGGUGGAGCUGCUUCCAAGAUUAUUGGGAGGUCAAGAUACCAGGUUGUUGUAAGGGCUCCACCCUCUGGUAACAUUGCUCCGGCAGGGAACUAUCUUAUGUUUGUGGUUCACAAAGAGAUCCCGAGUCCUGGCAUUUGGGUUCAAAUGCAAUGA